Molecule: messenger RNA, 1479 nt
Organism: Planococcus citri (citrus mealybug)
Lineage: Eukaryota; Metazoa; Arthropoda; Insecta; Hemiptera; Pseudococcidae
Product: venom serine carboxypeptidase-like
Exons: 1
Coding region: 1-1479 (492 amino acids)
Biological process (GO): proteolysis
Molecular function (GO): serine-type carboxypeptidase activity
Source: RefSeq, a predicted model, not a curated record
AUGUUUUACGACGAUUACCUGGACUAUUACCAGUCGGAUCUUGAUGAAUUGAUUCAUUCAUACGGCAAGAUGAAGCUGGAUUACUUGCAUGAAUCAUCUGGUUACUCGGAUAAGCUUUGGUUUCGACUGAUGAACAACAUGGAAUCUCGUAAUUUGACAAUCGAUUCAGGUCUGGCAAAAGAAAAUAGCUCAAUUACCAAAGAGAGAAAGGAAUGUGACCAAAAUGAUCCACGAAUCAUGCAACCAAUCGUUGAUGACAAAGAAUCAGUCAUACUAAACAGUUGUUAUCCGGAAAAAAGCAGAGAAUUGUUAUUUGUAUCCGACGAACGAAAUAGAUUCGAAACGUAUUCGGGAUUUUUCUCCAUUCGUGAACUCAAUAAUGAGUUAAUCGUCAGAUCGAACCAUUUUUGGCUUUUUAUGAGCGAAUCAAACUGGACGCAGGUUCCCUUGAUUGUAUUUCUUCACCAAUCGCCACAUACAUCGAUGUUGGCGCAUUUCUUAAUGCAGGAAAAUUCCACUUUACAGAGGGUAAAGUACAACUUUUUAUUUAUCGAAUAUAAGAUAGAAUAUGGAUUCAGUUUCACAAGCUCCCUGAACGAAACUAACCACCCUAAACUGAUCAACAAAGCUAGACAAGUGCAAAUAAUGCUGGAGGAUUUUUUCAUAAUUUUUCCAGAAUUCAGAGAAGUCGAAGUGUACAUUGCUGGCAGCUACGAAGCUGGUAAAUUGGCAGAACUUUUGUUAUUCUUUCUGAAUUCGAAUAAUCCAAAUGUUGCAAAAAUACCGAAAUUAAAAGGAGCGAUUAUAACACACGGUGCCCUUGAUAUUAAUCUGAUCAUAAACUAUUCGCCAAUUUGGUCACAAAAUGGUAUAACAGAUCUGUACACAGCUCGGUACAUGGAUGCUCAUGAAACCUUAGGCAGGGCAGUUCUACAAUCUAGAGAAUAUCAGCAAUUGGAAUACUUCGUGUUGAAUUUUCUGCAGAAUAAAGUAUCCGAAAUACAAUACGCCACAAAUCAAGAAAAACUGAUAUCUGAACUGAUGGAAAAUAUUAUUUUGAAAUUUUUCGAUGACGAGGAAUUUAAAAGAAAGCAUAAUAUCGGCGAUAGAAGUUAUAAGAAAAAGGUUUCUUUUUUUGAAGACACGUCGAUUCAAGAGUGUUAUCACAAUUUUGCCAAAUUAUUCAGUAAAUAUAAGAUUUUGUAUUGCAAUGGACAACUUGAUAAUAUUUAUACGCACAGCAUGACGACGGAGUACCUGAAGCAGAUGGAGUGGCCAUGUAAUGAUAAAUGGUACCAUGCACCAAGAAAACUAUGGUAUAAAGGUAACAGCUUGGUAGGAUACUGGAAAAAAUACUCCAAUUUGCAUCAAGUUCUGAUUAGAAAUUCUGGAUUUUCUGUAGAUUUAACUAGACCCAAGUUAUACCUUCGAAUGAUAGAAUUGUUCAUUGAAGAUCGAAAUUCGAGUUAUGAUUGUUAG